AUGAUGCAAUCAGAUGAACCAGUUUUAUACGAUAGUUCACAUCCUCUUUUCUCCGAUCCACACUUUAACCGGUCACUUCUGAUCUCUCUAUUCUCGUCAGAUGAUGCAGCACGAAUUGUACAGUCUGAGCGGUGUACUUCUGAUGAAAUAGAGCAGCGAAUACAAUGUUUCUCUGAGUUGCCUGAGGAACAUUAUGCUGUGCCCCGGGGUAACACAGUAGACAUGCGAUGUACUGUGCUCAACCAGUUCGGGAAGGUACAAUGGAGUGCAAAGAAGAUCCUACUUGGCCGCGAUAGUGUCGGUAUAGCUUAA
Protopolystoma xenopodis is the source of this 312-nucleotide messenger RNA. The record is from the annotation of a GenBank genome assembly. NCBI's taxonomy places the organism in Eukaryota, Metazoa, Platyhelminthes, Monogenea, Polystomatidea, Polystomatidae.